AAGCCACUGCACCCGCUUGUUCCCACAGCCUCUAUGGCCCUUUCUUCAUCCUAUUCAUCUCCAUUCCUUCUCCUCCUCCUCUUUGCCACUGCUGCCAUCGCAAGCAGCGAUGACGGCGGGGAGAAGAUGACUCACCUGCACUACUACUUGCACGCGAACUACGGCGGCCCCAACACGACCACCAUCACCGUGGUCAGCCCUCCGGGCAACGACUCCGGCAGCAGCUUCGGGAGCAUCGCGGUGGGCGACCACAUGCUGAAGGAAGGGCUCGACCCGAGCUCGACGCUCAUCGGCAAGGCGGAGGAGCUCGCGGUGCAGGCAUCGCUGGGGAGCCCGGCGUACCUGUCGGCCUUCAACUUCGUGUUCACCGCGGGCGACUACAACGGGAGUAGCAUCUCGAUUCUUGGGAGGGCUGCUCCCAGCGACGCGGCGAUCGAGCGGGGCGUGGUCGGAGGCUCCGGCAUGUUUCGGAUGGCACGGGGCUACACCAUUAGCAGGGUCGUCAAGAGCACUGGACCUGAUGAUUUCUUGUUCGUGGUGGAGUUCGAUGCGUAUGUCUUCCACUACUGAGCUGCACUGCUCUGCGCUGCGUUUGUGCGGCUGCCAUGACAAUAAAACUUGCUUGUGCUUUGCUCUAA
Messenger RNA from Musa acuminata AAA Group (dessert banana), 638 nucleotides. Its product is annotated as dirigent protein 22-like. The transcript has a single exon. The record is from RefSeq and is a predicted model, not a curated record. The coding region runs from base 34 to 570 and encodes 178 amino acids. NCBI's taxonomy places the organism in Eukaryota, Viridiplantae, Streptophyta, Magnoliopsida, Zingiberales, Musaceae.